AUGUACAUAGAAGUUCUAAUUGGUCUGGUGGUUGGAGGAGUGAUCUUCCUGCUAGUGCUUAGAAGAAGAAGCCAUGUUUUGAAAACAGAGGACGGCUGGUGGGGGUUUGGUCCAGUCCCUGAUGGCGAGCAAGACGCCAACAUUUACCCUUUCAAAGUGACCACUAGCGAUGAAGAGCUGGAGGACCUUCACAGAAGAAUAGACCAAACACGUGCAGUUCCGUCACUCGAAGACAGUCAAUUCAAUUAUGGUUUUAAUUUGGAAUACCUUGAGAAGGUUAAAUCUUACUGGAGGAAUGACUUUGACUGGAGGCAACAAGUGGAUAAACUCAACCAGUAUCCUCACUUCAAAACCAAAAUUGAAGGCAUUGAUGUUCACUAUGUGCAUGUGAAACCCAAACGGGUGCCAGAAGGGACCGAUCCUAUUCCUUUAAUAAUGGUUCACGGCUGGCCUGGCUCCUUCUAUGAAUUUUAUAAGACAAUCCCAUUGCUAACAGAGCCAUCGGAACCCCAAAACCUUGUGUUUGAGGUGGUGUGUCCGUCCAUACCAGGCUAUGGCUACUCGGAAGCUCCACAUAAAAAAGGUUUUGAUUCCAUCUGUGCUGCGCGCAUCUUCCACAAACUGAUGAGACGUCUGGGUUUUCAACAGUUCUAUGCUCACGGAGGAGACUGGGGCUGGCUCGUCACCACCAACAUGGCUCAACUGAAACCCAAGACAGUCAAAGGCUUGCAUCUGAACUUUGCACCACCUUGCAAACCUGGGCUGACCAUCAUUUUAUCAAUCCUGCUUGGCCGUCACUUCCCCAAGCUGUUCGGCUUUACCAGCGUGGACCUGGAACGUCUCUACCCAUGCUUUGAAAAAUUAUUUGUGGAGGCCAUCAAGGAGACCGGCUACAUGCACAUCCAGGCCACCAAACCCGACACUGCGGGUCGAGGGCUGAAUGAUUCACCAGUCGGUCUGGCUGCGUACAUACUGGAGAAGUUCUCCACGUGCACAAGUCAAGACUUCAGAAACCUGGAGGAUGGAGGUCUCACCAGGAAGUUCUCUCUGGACGACCUGCUGACUAAUGUGAUGAUCUAUUGGACGUCUGGAUGUAUGAUUCCAUCAAUGAGGUUUUAUAAGGAAAACUUGUCCCGCCUCAACUCUCCCCACAUCAAGAUGCUAGUGUCCGUGCCUACUGGGUUCGCAUGCUUCCCGAAUGAGCUGAUGCACACUCCAAAGCUGUGGGUCCAACAGAAAUUCCAUAACCUUCUCACCUACACAUACAUGGCUCGUGGGGGUCAUUUUGCAGCCAUGGAAGAACCCCAGCUGAUGGUUGAGGACAUUAACAACUUCAUCCAGAAAGUGGAGAAGAUGACAGCACAUUAA
Messenger RNA from Nerophis lumbriciformis (worm pipefish), 1368 nucleotides. The record is from RefSeq and is a predicted model, not a curated record. NCBI's taxonomy places the organism in Eukaryota, Metazoa, Chordata, Actinopteri, Syngnathiformes, Syngnathidae.